CUCGCGGCAGUCCUCUCGUGCUGUACUGUAAUCAUAUGACAGGGAGUCGGUCAGCUCCCCUCUGCCGAAUACCGACACACCGGGCGGACACGAGCGACUGCGCCGAGGUGGAGGACACCAGUUGAUGGUAGCUCUGCAGCAGAAGGAGUGCAAGGCGGAGGCGGCCGAAGUGUCAAACAAGUGCCAAACUCCCCCCUUAACUUUUUCAAAACUCUGGAGAGAGCCGAGCCGAGGGGUUGGGGGGGAGAACCGUUGAAGAGGACAGGACUCACGAACCGAAGGACAGUUCGCUGUACCCGGAGCUGAGAGUUGAGUCUGAUCCGGUAGAGUGCGGGUCGUGGCUGGUGGAACCCCCCUUCCCUCCCCUGGGAUCGUCGCUUUUUAUUUAAAAGAAAAAUUGAUAGGAUUUCCCUGCUAGCUAGGUCACCCGAAUCAAAAACCAUGGUCGGGGAGACAGAGGUGAAGGAAAGACCCAAGUCCAACCCGGACUAUCUGAUGCAGCUGAUGAACGACCGGAAGGUGAUGAGCUCCCUGCCCAACUUCAGCGGCAUCUUCACGCAUCUGGAGCGGCUGCUGGAUGAAGAGAUCGGCAGGGUGCGCAAAGACAUGUACAACGACACGCUAAAUGGUGGCAUGUUCAACGGGCGGGACAUGGAGGAGCUCCCCGAGGCCAUCGGACCUGUUGCUCAGCUGCAGGAGAAACUCUACGUGCCUGUCAAAGAGUACCCCGAUUUCAAUUUUGUAGGAAGGAUCCUGGGUCCACGUGGCCUGACAGCCAAGCAGCUAGAGGCAGAGACCGGCUGCAAGAUUAUGGUGCGAGGAAAGGGCUCCAUGAGAGACAAGAAGAAGGAGGAGAUGAACCGAGGGAAGCCCAACUGGGAGCACCUUAGCGAGGACCUUCACGUCCUGAUCACUGUGGAGGACACGCACAACCGCGCCAAGAUCAAGCUCCAGCGAGCCAUCAACGAGGUCAAGAAACUUCUCGUGCCCGCUGCUGAGGGGGAGGACAACCUGAAGAAAAUGCAGCUGAUGGAGCUGGCCAUUCUCAAUGGGACCUACAGAGACGCCAAUGUCAAGACACCCACUGCCUUCCCGCUAGCGACCCCUCAGGCACCUCGAAUCAUCACAGGCCCAACACCCGUCCUGCCUCCCACCCUGCGAAAUCCUGCCCCGGUAACCACGCCCACCAUCAUGCCUCUGAUCCGUCAGAUCCAAAGCUCCGCCCUUGUGCCGGGAGCCAAUCCGCAUCCAGCACUGGUGCAGCAAGGACCUGAAUCUGGAAUCAUCUACACACCUUACGAGUAUCCCUACACACUCACGCCCUCCAUAUUGGAAUACCCGAUUGACUCAACUGGAGUAUUAGGUAUGGCAUUCCCAACCAAAGGCUAAGCGAUAGCAAUCCCUUCCUAGCACACACCUGGACUGGCUUGCAGAGACCCCCACCCUCACCCGCUCCCCCCUCACACACACACCCUUCACCACCAUUCACCCCACACAAACACAUAUAGUUAUCCCGCAGAGCAGACAGUCAGUUUGUUUCUACUUUAGGAUGAGAGAUUCCUGUUAAUUUCCCUAUGUUUGUAUUAGCAAUCUAGCAUUGUGGUGUGACAACUACUUACCUUUUUAUAAUAAUUCAGCUUCUGCUUGUAAUUUUUAACACAUUUUAGUGAACCUGUAGAUGUUUUAGAGCUACUGUUUGCGAUUUAACAUAUGGUAAAAGCUUGUUUUGAUCACAGAGCUAUAAAUGUGACUUUUGCUUAAAGCUGAUUUUGAAUCUACUAGCCAAGGUUAGUUGAAAACUAGCAGUUUGGAUUAAUAUUUUCUUUAGGGAGCAGAAGACCACAAAAACAACAAAAGAUUCUCUUUUAGAGGCAUUUUUUUUUUUCCACCCUUUUUCACCCUCAGACUCGAGAACUUGUAAAUUCCUGCUGUCACUGACGUUUGUGCCUUGGGUGGGACUGUCUGUUGUCUUUCUGAUGAGUAACCCUUCUGUGUUUUGUUCUUGGGGGAAAUAUCAAUGACUGUUAGCAGGUGCCAUGACCACUAAGGUACGACGCCACGACAAGAGAAUCCAUCCUUACCAAAGGGUAGUGACCACAGACAGAGGUUAGUUAGCACACCAGCCACUCUAUGUGUAUAUGUGUGUGUUAGUGUGUGUGCAUGCAGACCAAUGGACCAAUUCCAGUUUACAUGAGUCUUUAAUAUGGCAUGCCUUAAAAGAAAAAGAUGAAAUCGCAGCAGGCGUAAAGUGUGAAAGUGAAAUAUGUGAUGGGAUUGUGGAGGUGACAGCUGGUCGCCUGUUUGCCCAAACCGGACAGCUCGCAGGGCCGGGGCCCGCUCAUGUGACUCGGCCCCUGUGACUCCUUUGAGUCGUCUUUCUGAAAACGUUACAUUUCUCCUCCUAAGUACUACUUCUGAUCAAGUAAACACUGUGGAAACUUUUAUUUAUACUCAACUUCAUUCCACUAGAUUUCCACAGAUUUGUGUUGUUUUUAUAUAUAUAUAUAUAUAUAUAAUGAAUUAAAUCCUGUGUAAUUCCCAAUUCUUACAUGACGGUUAAAGUAAAAUAUGAGAAAACACAGCGUGUGAUAACUACUGAAGUCUGUGUUACGAGCUCUUUUGUAUUAAAUACUGUUGCUUGUGGUCUUAUCAGUCGCCCACUGGACUUUAUCAUUGGGACUGUUUACAUCUUUCAUUUAUUUCCUAGCCAGAGUGGUGCUGUUACCAUGUAUUUAGCUGCAAAAUAAAUUUGUAUAUAGGGAUUUUAAGGAUUUAAGUGCUUAUAUGAAGCUUACGGAACAAGAUCGCCUGGAAAUAUACCUGUAGUUUCUUUUAGUUUGUAAAUUUUUUUUUGUUUUGUUUUAUGAUAUGCUUUUUAUAGAUGAAGUGUCUCCAUGUAAACUGUAUUCAAAGUGUGUAGCUACUACUGUUUUAGUCACCGCGAAGGUGGCAAUGAAGGCAGUGUUUUUCUGUGUAUUUAAGAUGAGGUGACCUUCUUGAUUUCACAGGCCUCCAGAUUGUUAUAUGCAAUAGAAAUGGAGAAAUGGAUUAGCUAUUAGCUACGAUAUAUAUAUAUUUAUAUAUAUAUAUAUACAUAUAUAUAUGUGUGUGUGUGUGUGCGAGCAGUGGUGCUCCUAUUGUAUACAAUGGACAAAAAAACACUAAAAGGCAAUAAAGAUGGGUAUUGAAACAAAUCUCCAAAUCAAA
Molecule: messenger RNA, 3207 nt
Organism: Xiphophorus maculatus (southern platyfish)
Lineage: Eukaryota; Metazoa; Chordata; Actinopteri; Cyprinodontiformes; Poeciliidae
Gene: qki2
Product: protein quaking-B-like
Exons: 7
Coding region: 442-1389 (315 amino acids)
Biological process (GO): regulation of mRNA splicing, via spliceosome
Cellular component (GO): nucleus
Molecular function (GO): mRNA binding
Source: RefSeq, a predicted model, not a curated record